This is a messenger RNA of Trypanosoma theileri, 1653 nucleotides long. RefSeq lists its product as uncharacterized. The record is from RefSeq and is a predicted model, not a curated record. NCBI's taxonomy places the organism in Eukaryota, Euglenozoa, Kinetoplastea, Trypanosomatida, Trypanosomatidae. The transcript has a single exon. The annotation marks the transcript as partial.
AUGAACACGGAUUCUGAAUUGCAGGACAAAUAUAAUGCUGCAGCCAAGAUUUGCCAAGCCGCUGAACAAGCUGAGGCAGAUGCUAAGAAGGAAGUGGAUGAGAAAAGGGCUUUAGCAAAAAAAACACAGAAGGGCACCAAAGAGUAUUAUCUCGCUUGGACAGAAAUAUACAAGGCAGAAAUGGUUUUUAUUGAAAAGAUUGAACAAAGAUAUGCUGCUGAGUAUAAGAGAGAUUUGUGCUACACACAAUGGAUGAAACACAAGCACGGAGCUGACUCCAAGGAAGUGCAAAUAGCCCAGCAUCGAGCAGAGUUGUCUCACACAAUGGAAUUUGUUGAUUGUCUUUAUCGCUCUCCAUAUUGGACGAAAUGGUACAAGUUGUGUAGCAAAGCCGAGUGGGUGUAUUAUCAGCUUAAGGCAGAAGGUUAUGGAAACGUUGCAGAGGAGUUUGAAAGGGCAAGAGAAGCGUUUUGUAAUCGUAUAAAAACCAAUAGUGAGGCCUUUCGCGAUGCUCGGAAUGCGGCCGUGGGAGCGUUGAAUAAAUGGGAAAGAUGGAAUGAUCGUGUCGCCUGGGAUAAGGCCAAACCAGAGUACGACUCCGCACUAGCCAAGUGGAAUGAGUUCAUACCCAAAGGCGAUCAAUAUGCGGUAAACUUGGAGAAAAAUAUUAACUCGUGCAUCAAGAGUUUUGCGCCGAUAUCGGAAUUAUUGUGUGAUCACAUUGGUAAAAGUGUUGCUGAGUUGCAGGAAGAAGCCAAACAAGAUCCACACUCUGCUAAAGAUUUAGAAUUGCUAAAGAACUAUGAUGACACUGUCAAGUGUUGUAAAUCCACCGAACAGGCUGAAGCGGCUGCUAAAAAGGAAAAGUAUGAGAAACGGGCUUUUGCAGAAAGAACACAGAGGGGCACUAAAGAGUAUUAUCUCGCUUGGAGAGAAAAACACAAGGCAGAGAUAGUUGUUACUGAAAGUGUUGAACAACGGUAUACUGCUGCGUAUACGAUACAUUCGUUGUAUGCAGACUGCAUGAAAUACAUGUACGGAGAUGACUCCAAGGAAGCACAAAUAGCCCAGCAUCGUGCAGAGUUGUCUCGCACAAUGGAAUAUGUUUACAGUGAUAGCUCUCCAUAUUGGACAAAAUGGUACAAGUUGUGUAGCAUAGCCCUGUGUAUGUAUUAUCAGCUGAAGGCAGAAGGUUAUGACAACGUUGCAGAUAAGCUCUAUAGGACAAGGGAGAUGUUUUUUAAUCGUAUAGAAGAAGAGUCCAAUGGUGAAGCCCUUUGCAAAGCCCUGAAUGCGUCCCUCACAGAGCUGGGUUUGUGGCAAGCAGAGAAUGAUUGUACCGAUUGGGAUGAGGUCAAAUCAAAGUACGAUGCCGAACUGAAAAAGUGGAAAGAGUUUCAACCCAAGGGGGAGGAGUAUGCACUUAUUCUGGAGAGUAGAAUAAAGAGAUUAUCUACGUUUGCUGAAGCCGAAUUAAAAGCAAAAUAUAAUGAUGUAGUCAAGCGCUGGGAGGCUGCCAAACAUGAUGUGGUAAUUGCUGAGAUGAAAGAAGAUGAGAAAUGGGAUGUGACGCUGCACAAGCGGUGGCUUAGCAAGGAAUGGAGGCUUGCUCAGGCGGAAUAUGACAAGGUACAUAUUGAUUUGAUUGGAAAG